Messenger RNA from Arabis nemorensis, 3603 nucleotides. NCBI's taxonomy places the organism in Eukaryota, Viridiplantae, Streptophyta, Magnoliopsida, Brassicales, Brassicaceae. The record is from the annotation of a GenBank genome assembly.
AUGGCUUACCUUUCACCUUCUCCUUCAAAUUUCAUCUCAUGUAACGAGAAUCCACCUCAUGAUUCGAUUCGAGCGAUCGUAGUUUCGAUCAACGACUACAUUCUCGGUGUAAUAUCAGACCAAGAAGAAUGGAUUUCACUUAAACAGAAAUGCAUCACAAUGCUGAACAUUGAAGAGGAGAAUAGUACUCUGUUUGAAUUCUCCUCUGAACAAUCUGCUCUCUCUAAUCUCUAUUGGGGAAUCGAAAGCAUCGAAGCCUCUUCGAUACAAGACGAAUACUCAGAAGAAGAGAAGAUGUCUCGUUUGAGAAACUCAGAGAGGAUGCUUCAAAUGCCUGCGUUGCUUGAUGAACAAGGGACAACAAGUUCAGGUGUUCCAAACACAAUCUUGGUUUCUUUCUCUUACUUUUACCUCUCCAUUGUAAGCUAUCUCCAAGGUGAUUCCUUGCAGCCCACAUUGCAUUUUCUUCAGUCGGUUUUGGUCUCGCCUGAUAUCGUAAGAACCGACAUUGCCCCUGAACUAUGCGAGAGCAUUUUCUUCACUUGUGGUGUGUCUAAGUCAGAUGAUGAGAUUAGAGAGAUUGCAAGGAAGUAUAAAUACAGAGCAACUUAUUACCAGGUUAUGUCUUAUGGAGAUAUUAACGAGAAACCGCUUCGUAAACCGAAGAAAUACGGGCAAGAAGUAUUUGCAGCUAUUGGACAUUCAGUUGCAGAGAAGCUAGAGUUGUCUGAAACCUGCGAGAAGUUAUUGCAGUACCAAAACCUCCACAGUGUUGAUUUGCAAGAGGAUGAGCUUAAUGACAUCUUCAACAAAAUCAAAGCAUCAAGAAAGAUUGAAAAAUCUGCAAACAGCUAUUCUCCAUGUUUGGAUUGGAACCUGCAGGAAGAUUACAAUCCAGAGAUUAGAGAAGACAUUGGCACGGACACAUUAGCCAACAUCUUCCAUGUUUCCCAACGACAAGCUCACAAGAAAGCAAACAAAACAUAUAACGAGGACUCAUUAGCCAGCAGUUCCCACAGUUUUAUUGGUAGUUUUAACCGAUCCAUCUUUGACAUUCAGGCUCAGCAAUCAAAGACAAUAGAAGAUGUCUCUUCUUUGAGGCAACUAGAGUUGGAAGAAAUGUCAGUAUUUGGACAUAAAGGGUGCAUAAAUUUUGAAGGAAUGAGGAAAAAUUUGCAAACCAAGAAACGAGGAAAUGGACUUGAGACACGUUCUAGAAGAGCUCGGAGAAUGGAUCUAUGGAAGAACAUUCAGUACUUGAUAAAGGGUUUGCUUGGGAAUGCCGAUGAGAAAUAUGUAUCAGAGGUUACAAUGAUCUAUCAAAUGCUGAACGGAAAACAAGGAGUCAAAUAUAGCAUGCUCAAAGAUGUCAUUCUUGAUCAGCUUCUUACGGCUAUUUCUAGUUCCGAGGAGAAAACCGUGAUAAAAGCAUCGAUGACCGCACUUACCAAGAUCAUAUCAGUCAAUACAACAGCUCUUGAAGAGAUCAAGAGGAAAGGCUUAAACUUAAGUCAUUUAGCAAAUGCCUUGAAACAAAAUGUUCAAGAAGCAGCUAUUCUCAUAUACCUUAUAAAGCCAUCUCCAACAGAAAUCAAGAGUCUUGAGCUUUUACCAGCUCUUGUUGAUGUUGUUGCAUCCACUUCUUCUGUUUCUUCUUGUUACACAUUUAGGCCUUCGUCUUCUCUUUUGACGCCACCUGCUGCAUCAUUGAUGAUAAUUGAAGUGCUUAUUACUGCUUUUGAUCAUGCUACAAACACAAUGCACUUGGCUGCAAUCAGCUCUCCUUCUGUUCUUUGUGGACUUCUUGAUGUUGCAAAAUGUGGAAACUCAGGAGAAUUCAUCUCUUUGGCUAGUAUUUUAGUCAAAUGCAUGCAGUUUGAUGGACUUAACAGGAAGUAUAUCUAUCAACAUACUCGAGUAGCUCCUUUUGCGCAUCUUUUGCAGAGCAAAAACAGAGAAGAAAUGUUCAUUGCUCUUCAAUUUCUUCAUGAGGGUGAUCACAAACUCUUUGCAGCAGAUAUAUUGCUUCAAUUGAAUUCACUGGAUUCUCCUCCUGAGAGUAAAAAGUUCAGAAAUGAAGCUACAAGAGCUCUCCUUGAUGCAGUAACAUAUAUUGAAGAUUCACAUAUACAGUUUUUAUCAACAUUCAUUCUUUCGAAUAUCGGUGGAACUUAUUCAUGGACAGGAGAACCAUACACUUCUGCAUGGCUAAUGAAAAGAGGAGGUUUAACUUCUAUGUCACACAUGAAUAUGAUUAGAAACAUCAACUGGUCAGAUGAAUGUUUACAGGAUCCAGGAAUAGAUGGAUGGUGUUGUAAAAUAUCAAGAAGAGUUAGUGAGACAGGAAAAGCCACAUUUUGUGGUUUACAAGAAGGGCUAAAGAGUAAAAACAAGAGUGUUUCAAAAGCAUGUCUUAUAGCCAUUGCAUGGCUUAGUAUAGAGAUUUCAAAAGGUCCAAAUAGUUUAAAAUACUCAGCUUGUGAAGUCUUACUUGAUGAGAUAUCUCAAUUUCUACACCCUGGUUUGGAGCUUGAAGAAAGACUUCUUGCUUGUAUCUGCAUCUACAAUUUUAGCUCAGGCAAAGGAAUCCACAAACUAAUCAAUUUCUCGGAAGGCGUUAGAGAGUCUUUGAGACGUCUUUCGCAUGUGACUUGGAUGGCAGACGAAUUGCAUAAAGCAACAUAUUAUCUAUUUAGCAAAUCAGACCAACGCAUAUCUUGUGUUCAUACACAAACCAUAGAGAUGCAUCAAUCUGGCAGUGGAGCUGUAACAGCACUUAUCUACCAUAAAGGCUUGCUCUUUAGUGGAUACUCAGAUGGUUCAAUCAAGGUAUGGAAUGUGAAUGAGAAAUUAUCCACACUUGUAUGGAGCAUCAAGGAGCAUAAAAGCACGGUAACAUGCUUUUCACUCUCUGAAACUGGAGAGAGUGUCUUAAGUGGAUCUGCAGAUAAAACCAUCAAAAUAUGGCAGAUAGUUAAAGGAAAACUGGAAUGCAUUGAAGUCAUAAAAACAAAAGAAUCCAUAAGGAAAGUGGAAGUAUUUGGAACUAUGAUCUUUGUCAUAACCAAAGGGCACAAAAUGAAGGUGCUUGAUUCAUCAAGAAUAUCUCAAAGUAUCUUCAAAGGUAAAGGUGUGAAGAGUAUGGUUGCAACCCAAGGAAAGAUUUAUAUAGGAUGCAUAGAUUCAAGCAUACAGGAACUAAUCCUCGCAAGUAAACGAGAGAAAGAGAUCAGAGCACCAACUAGAAGUUGGAGAAUUCAGAACAAGCCUGUUAAUUCAGUGGUUGUGUACAAAGACAUGUUAUAUAGCUCAAGCACACAUGUUGACAUGUCCAAUAUAAAGGAUUUGAGAAGGAAUUAUGAUCCACAAAUGUCGAUAACAGCGGAAAAAGGAUCCAAUAUAGUAGCAAUGGGUGUUGUUGAAGACUUCAUAUACCUAAAUCGAAGUUCAUCUUCAAACACUCUUCAGGUUUGGUUGAGAAGGACACAACAGAAAGUGGGAAGAUUAUCAGCAGGGAGCAAAAUAACAAGCCUUCUUGCUGCGAACGAUGUCGUAUUUUGCGGUACAGAAGCUGGAGUCAUUAAGGGAUGGAUUCCGUUGUAG